Molecule: messenger RNA, 432 nt
Organism: Heterobasidion irregulare TC 32-1
Lineage: Eukaryota; Fungi; Basidiomycota; Agaricomycetes; Russulales; Bondarzewiaceae
Exons: 3
Coding region: 1-432 (143 amino acids)
Source: RefSeq, a predicted model, not a curated record
AUGUCCACCGACAAAGUAGAUCUCCCCCACGACCGUUCCCACGUAGAGGCAUCGCCGUCCCACCAGAAAUACGCAUCAUCGUCGACUCUGGCCGACGACCAGGCAGAAACGUCGUCCUUGCCGCCUCUCCCGGAAAUCCCAGCGCCAGAUCUGGACCUGUCGCUUUCGCUCGAAUCCAUCAUCGGCCAAUCCUUUCCGACAUCCGACAAGGUCUCCAAGCGCGCGAGCAACGUGCUGAAGCUGUCCGAGGAGAACGAGAAGCUCAAGCAGGAGCUCCGCGCCAUGUCCGAGCGUCUCGAGGCGGCGGAGCGCCGUCGCGUAGAACUCGAUCGCCGUGCGCGUGAGAAGAAGGCGGCGGCGGCGGCAGCAGCAGCAGCAACAACAACAACGGCAGCAACAACGGGGUCGAACGCGACCGCGGCCACGUCGUGA